UGAGAUGUGACUGGCAGAGAGUUGUACAUGGAUUAACAUUCUUUCAUGGUAUUGGUUGGUGGAUUGAUCGCUGGGGGGAGUUGUCAACGUAUGAAUUCAAAUUUGGGGACGGGAUUGUGGCGUGUUGGACCGAGGGUUUGUUUGUAAAUGUUUGUUGAGGAAUGUAUGGUAUUUCGUGAGUGUCGGUUUUAAUUGCUUGUGUUAAUUGCUGUAUUAAUAAUGGAACUACUUGAUGAAUCUAAAGAAAAUAUCCAGCCACUGCGUCGUGGGCGAAAUAUUUCAACGUUGAAUACGGCCCUUCAAGCUCAAACAGAUGCCGAGAUUCAUCAUCAGUUAAUGAAAGAACGCGAGGAGUUCGAGAUUUUAGUACGAUCGUACGCGGGAGAUGAUCCUCUCCAGCCGUGGUACGAAUAUGUAUUAUGGGUUGAACAAAACUUUCCCAAACAUGGUCGAGAAGGAAAUCUGAAAACACUACUGGAAAAUUGUUUAUUGCAAUUUAAGGAUAAUGAACAGUAUUCUCAAGAUGUGCGAUAUAUUGACUUAUGGACUAGAUAUAUGAGUUUUGCUGAUGAUCCCUUAGGCAUGUACAAACAAAUUCAUGCAAAAGGAAUUGGAGCCCAAUGUGCAAUCUUUUAUCAAUGUUGGGCAGAAGAAUUUGAAAAAGCAAAUGAUAUGAAACGUGCUGAUCAAAUUUAUAUAGAAGGACUUAAGAGAAAUGCACAACCCAAAGAUGAAUUGGUUGCAGCACAUACUAACUUUCAGGUCAGAGUUGCACGUAGUAUUCUUGGUCAGAAUCCAAUAAUGAAUCAACCAUCAGAAAUUGAGGAAAGAACUGCAUUGUCCACAUUAAGAGCUCAUGGCCGUAAGAAAAAUAUGGUGGAUUCAAAUCGCGUUGGCAACAGUAUCAGACGUGCCACUCCUGGCGUGUUACGGCCACAUGCAAAUGUUGCUUUGGCAGAUAGAAGAAAUGGCAAUGUGCAAGCCUCUAAAGUUGUGGUGUAUAAUGAUGAAAAUGCUCCUUUUACUGAUGCUGUAGCACAUCCAGUAGUGAAAACAUCUGUUUCACUCUCUCAACCGAAGUCAGAAAAUAAAGAAAACACCUUGAAGCCAGGACGUUGGAAUGAAGGAAAAUUCAAAAAGAAAAGUUCUGCUUCUGCCAUUGGAAUGAGUGGUGUGCCUGCAACACCUAGGGCUCCUUCUUUUCAUGAGCAAUCGCAUGAAAACAAAGAUGUGGAUAUGAGUUUUGAAACUCAAGAUGCUGAAUUAAAAGUGUCCUUUGAAGAAAAAGUUGUUAGCAUCAAUGGUGACCAAAAUUAUAUAUCGGAAGAACGUCAUUGUCAACAGUUGAAUAUUCAGCAGGAGGAAGUUUGUAUUUCUGAAAGGACUGAAAUGAAGCAACUGUGUCAAAAUAAUAAUUUUGAAAUUUACACGGAAGCCGAAGAGGAAAUGAAUGCCAAGAUGAAACAAAGACCUCUGAAGGAGUUUCAGCAAAAGGAAAGGAUUCCUGCUGCCGCUCCUGUGCAAACUUCUUUUUUGAAAGAUCUUCCUGCUUCAGGAUUUUUGAAAGUUCCCAGAACAAUACUGGAACGUAAGGAGAGUAUGGUACCAUCAACUGAUGAUAUGUUUUACAGUGGACCCUCAUUUGAACAGAAAGAAAGUGAUCAGUCCCUCACAGUGCACACUAAAGCUGUGUUGAAUGAAGUAAAAGGCAUGUGGGUGUCCUCACCUCAGGCUGAAUCAAAUCCGCCACGAGUAUCACUUGCUCCAAAAUCUAUUAGUCAUGGAAGAGUUAAUACUAAUUCAACUCCUCUCUCCUUCACACCAUUUAAGAUAUUUAGUGACACUUCUGCAAAUGUACCAGAACAAGCCAGCAUAGUUAAUGUGCAUUUUGGCAAGGAGGCCGAAGGAAGAAAAAUGGAAAAAGAAAGAGAAGUCGAAAUAGCAGAGAAUCGAAAACAAGUUUCUCAACCCGGGUUCCCACAAAGAAACCCUCUUUCACGAAAUUUAUUUCACACUCCUUCGUCAAACAAUAGGCAUGACCCAGAUGAUGUUGAGAUGCAAGCCAUGGAGCAGAAUUCUGAAUCAGCUUUAUACAAGGAAAGAGGUAUUUUCAAAAGCUCCAACCAAGAACCUACAUCUUUUCCUCGGAACUCUUCAGAGGAUGCAAGGGAUCAGGAUACCCACAGAGAUGAUUUCAAAAUUUUCAAAGUCCCUUCAGCUAUCUCUGUGAAGCAAGACAAAGAAAUGUCAAAACCAGCGAUGGAAAUUCCUUUUGUGCCGUCACCAGGAAUGACUCCAGGACAGUUAGAAGCUUUGAAAGGUACCGAAGAUAAAGAAAACAUGCUUCGGGAGAAAUCUGAACAAAUGCCCCAACUUUCUCGAAGUAAGAAAAGUAUUCUUCAACCAUCAAAGGAUGUUUAUUUUGUUCCUCUGGAACAGCAAUUGGCAGAGGAUGAUAUGUCCCAAGGAAAUGUUUUGUCGGAUGAAACUUGCUGCACAGAAGCAUUUGCCAUACCUCUGGUAUCUUCUACACCUAUGCUACAUCCUCACUUGAAAACAAAGGUUCAUGAAGCAAAGCCAAACCAGGAGGAGGAGCAAGUAGAUGAUAACACAAUGAAUCUAAUAGCAUAUCUACAACAAAAAAAUAUUCGUGAAAGUGUGCUCCCUGCUAAUGGAACCAAUACAAAACCCCAACUUGUUAAUCAAACUGAUAAUGUCACUGUAGUACCGAAUUCGACACGAAUGCCAAGGAUGUCUGCAGUAACCACCCAAUUAAGUACAAUUUUGGAGUCAUCAGAUCGAAGAAAAAGUUCAAUGGGAACCAUUGAUGGUAGUGGUUCUUCUAAAUCGAGUGGAUGUGACACAAUUUCAAAAUAUAAUAAUACCAGAAAAAGUAUUUCUUCUGCCUACCAUCAAAUUUGUGAACUUGAACUCCAAGAAGAAAUUGACAUGUUCAGGAAUAUAGACCAUAAUCAAAGGCCAUCACCUUCAGGAUCAUUGAUGUUUUUCUCUGGAAGUUUUAGAAGUCGUUGCUGGGAAAGUUCUGGGUUUCCUUCAGAAGUACACAAGAUGAAUUGCGUGGAAUUGCAUAUGCCGUUUGAUAUAAAUAUUAGAGGAGGGAGUUCAUUUGUUCUUGGAGAGAAUCGAUACCAAGUUUUUGAAGUAAUUUCUGAGGAGACAGGAAUGUUGUCCUUCUUUGCAUAUGAGGACUUCUCCAAGAGACGGGUAUACAUGGAAUUAAAAGAUAACGCCUAUCUUUGGGAACAAUAUAUAAGAGAAGAAAUUAAACUAAGAGUCAGGGAUAAAUCCAAGUUGCAGCAUUUUGAUAUAAAUGACAAGACAUAUAUAUUUGCCAAUAAGUUCCUCAGAGUAUUUGAGAAGGAUGCCAAAAAAGGGAGAUGUAUAAAAGAUAUUUUGGAACAGACAUUUGACGUCACUGAGUGUGCCUCUGAAAUCCUUAAUAUAGUGUUUCAUCUGCAUCAGUGCAAAAUAGUUCAUGGAAGUUUGUCAUUAGAGUCCUUCAUGUUCAUAUCCGAUGAUUUAUUUUUAAAUUGUUUUGAGAAAGCUGUUGAUUUGACUCUACUUCCAUCCAAUACGGUUUUUGAUGCUACUGAAGAACCGUUGUAUCAUAAGUUGCGUGCGCAUAAGCUUUCACCGUUCCAGGUGGAUUACAUUGCCUUAGCAAACAUUUUGCAUCAACUAGUCUUCAAGGAGCCAAUGAAAGUCCAUGAGGAGAUGGGAAAGAAUUAUGACAAGACUCUGUGGGAUAUUUUGUUCACAGAACUUCUUAAUAGUAGUGAUGUUAAUUUGCUGCAGUUUUGUUAUGCUUUGGAGCAAGGCAUUAAUUCUUGAAAAGACAGAGUUCAUUGAGAUGGAAUAAAAAAUUGUGUUAUUGUAAUUAUUGCUCUCCUGUAACUUAAGGUAUUUUUAUGUAUUUUAUUUAUUAAGUAAACAUAACUGUAUAAUAUAUGAAUAAUAAAAUAUUUUGUAUUUUUUACAUGUUGAAAUGUUUGCUUUUCCA
Gryllus bimaculatus (two-spotted cricket) is the source of this 4021-nucleotide messenger RNA. The record is from the annotation of a GenBank genome assembly. NCBI's taxonomy places the organism in Eukaryota, Metazoa, Arthropoda, Insecta, Orthoptera, Gryllidae.